Rubroshorea leprosula is the source of this 1636-nucleotide messenger RNA. The record is from the annotation of a GenBank genome assembly. NCBI's taxonomy places the organism in Eukaryota, Viridiplantae, Streptophyta, Magnoliopsida, Malvales, Dipterocarpaceae.
UCUAUUUCUCUCAACCUUUUCCUCCCCUCUUAUUUGUGUCCCAAAAUUUUCCUCUCUAAUAUCAGAAUAAAAGAAUCAAGACCAAUAAUUUGGUAUACUUGGCCAUUUGUCUAAAAGCUUUUCUGGGUAGCUUUUGAAGCAGAGAGUGUGGUAGCUAGAAAAAUGGCAACCUGCACAAUUUACACCACACAGUCUCUGAAUUCAACAUGUUCAAUCUCCACACCAACAAAAUCCCACUUGGGAUUUCACCAGAGGCAGGUAGUGUUCUACACUUCUGGGAAGAAAACCAGCAAGAGGGGUGGGAGUGUGAUAAGCUGUGCAGCUGCUGUUCCCCGGACAGUUGUGAUUGGUCUGGCAGCUGACUCAGGAUGUGGGAAGAGUACCUUCAUGAGGAGGCUGACUAGUGUGUUUGGAGGUGCAGCAGAGCCACCCAAGGGAGGCAACCCUGAUUCAAACACACUCAUCAGUGACAUGACCACUGUGAUAUGCUUGGAUGAUUACCAUUCCCUAGAUAGAAAUGGGAGGAAAGAGAAGGGAGUGACUGCACUUGACCCAAGAGCUAACAAUUUUGAUCUCAUGUAUGAACAAGUUAAGGCUCUCAAGGAAGGAGUUGCUGUGGACAAGCCAAUUUACAACCAUGUUACCGGUCUCUUAGAUCCUCCUGAGCUCAUCAAGCCGCCUAAGAUCUUGGUCAUCGAAGGAUUACACCCCAUGUUUGAUGAACGUGUGAGGGACCUCUUGGACUUCAGUAUCUACUUGGACAUUAGCAAUGAGGUCAAAUUUGCAUGGAAAAUUCAGAGGGACAUGGCUGAGAGAGGACACAGUCUUGAGAGCAUCAAAGCUAGUAUUGAAGCCAGGAAGCCAGAUUUUGAUGCCUAUAUUGACCCUCAGAAGCAAUAUGCUGAUGCAGUUAUUGAAGUGUUGCCGACUCAACUCAUUCCGGAUGACAAUGAGGGCAAGGUUCUGAGAGUUAAGUUGAUAAUGAAAGAAGAGGUGAAGCAUUUCAGCCCUGUUUACUUGUUUGAUGAAGGCUCCACCAUCUCCUGGAUACCCUGCGGAAGGAAACUCACCUGCUCUUACCCUGGAAUCAAAUUCUUCUACGGCCCUGACACUUAUUUCGAUCAUGAGGUCUCUGUUAUGGAGAUGGAUGGUCAAUUUGACAGAUUAGAUGAGCUCAUCUAUGUGGAGAGCCAUUUAAGCAACAUUUCCACCAAGUUCUAUGGAGAAGUCACCCAACAGAUGUUGAAGCAUUCUGAUUUCCCAGGGAGCAACAAUGGAACAGGGCUCUUCCAAACCAUUAUUGGAUUGAAGAUCAGAGAUCUCUACGAGCAACUUGUUUCAACCAAAGUUGCUACUCCACUAGAAGCAACAAAAGCCUAAGAAACAAGGCACUAAGUUCAUAAUCAUAUCCUCUCUCUCUUUUUUUUUUCUAAUUUUUUUUUAACCUUUCCACUUCCUAAUUUAUAUUCCAAUUUGAACCCUAGAUGUUGUCAUAAUAAUGAAUACUCUCCUGUGUAAUUAUUUUCCAAUGUAAUUCUGUGGAGAUGUGUGAUGUAGAGAAGCAAAAGCAUAGAUCAAAUUUCAGUUGAGAUGUUCAUUAAAAACAGGAACUAUAAAAUAUAUAUCAAAAUAUCAG